Myodes glareolus (Bank vole) is the source of this 10354-nucleotide messenger RNA. NCBI's taxonomy places the organism in Eukaryota, Metazoa, Chordata, Mammalia, Rodentia, Cricetidae. The record is from RefSeq and is a predicted model, not a curated record.
CUCUGGGAAUAUAUGACCACAUAAAAGGAAGUGUAUUCUGACAAUUCUGAUACCUGAGAUGUAAGUGGACUCACUGAAGAGUGAAACAGUAAAAAGUUCAGUGCCAACCUUACUUAUAAUGGCUACUGAUUCUGGGGAGCCAGCUAGCACAGAAGAUUCUGAGAAACCUGAUGGGGUUUCCUUUGAAAACAGGGUUGCUCAGAUUGCUGCACCUCUGAUUGUAGAAGCAAGAAUGAAGGAAAAAACAAGCACCUUCUCUGCUGCCAGUGAAACCAUUGAAAGAAAGAGAUUUUUCCGAAAGAGCGUUGAGAUGACUGAAGAUGACAAAGCUGCUGAAUCUUCUCCUAGAGAUGAAAGAAUAAAGGCUGCAACAAACAUUUCAAGAGUAGAUAAGCUUCCUACCAAUGUGCUAAGAGGUGGACAAGAAGUUAAAUAUGAGCAGUGUUCAAAGGCAACCUCAGAAUCCUCAAAAGAUUGCAUCAAGGACAAAAAUGAAAAGGAAAUGGAAGAAGAAGCAGAAAUGAAGGCUGUAGCAACUUCCCCUAGUGGCAGGUUCCUGAAAUUUGAUAUAGAGCUGGGAAGAGGAGCAUUUAAGACAGUAUAUAAAGGACUGGACACUGAAACGUGGGUUGAAGUUGCUUGGUGUGAACUACAGGACCGCAAAUUAACUAAAGCUGAGCAGCAACGGUUCAAAGAAGAAGCAGAGAUGUUGAAAGGCCUCCAGCAUCCCAAUAUAGUUCGAUUUUAUGAUUCCUGGGAGUCUAUAUUAAAAGGAAAGAAAUGUAUUGUGUUAGUGACUGAACUAAUGACAUCAGGAACUUUAAAGACGUACUUAAAACGAUUUAAAGUCAUGAAGCCAAAGGUCUUAAGAAGUUGGUGCAGACAAAUUUUAAAAGGAUUGCAGUUCUUGCACACAAGGACCCCUCCUAUUAUUCACCGGGAUCUGAAAUGUGACAACAUUUUUAUCACAGGACCCACUGGAUCUGUGAAGAUUGGUGAUCUGGGACUUGCAACCUUAAUGCGCACAUCAUUUGCUAAGAGUGUCAUUGGCACUCCUGAGUUUAUGGCUCCAGAGAUGUAUGAAGAACACUAUGAUGAAUCUGUAGAUGUUUAUGCUUUUGGGAUGUGUAUGUUGGAAAUGGCUACUUCGGAGUAUCCAUAUUCCGAGUGCCAGAAUGCAGCUCAAAUAUACCGUAAAGUAACCAGUGGCAUAAAACCAGCCAGCUUCAAUAAAGUCACAGACCCCGAAGUAAAAGAAAUAAUUGAAGGAUGUAUCCGACAAAACAAAUCUGAAAGGUUAUCUGUCAAGGACCUACUAAAUCAUGCAUUCUUUGCUGAGGAUACUGGACUGAGAGUGGAGUUAGCAGAAGAAGAUGAUUGUUCAAAUUCAUCCCUGGCCCUAAGACUCUGGGUUGAAGAUCCUAAAAAAUUAAAAGGCAAACAUAAAGACAAUGAAGCUAUUGAAUUCAGUUUCAAUUUAGAAACAGAUACACCUGAGGAAGUAGCAUAUGAAAUGGUCAAGUCUGGAUUCUUCCAUGAAAGUGAUUCUAAAGCUGUUGCUAAGUCCAUUAGGGACCGCGUGACACUGAUUAAAAAAAUAAGGGAAAAGAAGCCUGCUGGAUGCUUGGAGGAAUGCAGGGAUUCCCAGUGCAGGUAUGUGGGGAAUGUAUUUCCUCAGCAACAGACUACAACUUUACCACCUGCUCCUGGUAUACAGACUGUGGCUGAAUGUGAAGAAACAGAAGUUGAUCAACAUGUUCGACAGCAGAUUCUACAGGGAAAACCACAGCAGCAGUGCUCCUCUGUAAGAGGUGACACUUCAUCUGAGGCAGCAUCUGGACCAGUUCUACAUUCAGAUACUUCAAGUCUUCCCACUGUAGCCUAUUCUUCAAACCAGACAACUAACUCUCAGUUGCAAGAGCAGCCAAAACUGACUGAGUCUCCAGUUUUGCCUGUGGUACAAGGUCAGUCUUCUGUUAUGCCCAUUUAUGCCGUUGGACAUGCAGUUGUUUCACAGGCUCAAGUUUCUCCAUUAACUAUCCAGAAGGUCUCACAGAUAAAGCCUGUGUCCCAACCAGUAGGAGCUGAACAACAAGCAGCUCUUCAAAAUCCAGAUUUUGUUCGAAGCUUGAAUCAAGAUGUGACAGCUAUGAAAGAAAACACUAAUAACCCUGAUAACCCAAAUGGAAAUGGCAAACAGGAUCGGAUCAAACAGAGAAGAGCCUCCUGUCCCCGACCAGAGAAGGGGACUAAAUUUCAGCUUAUUGUCCUUCAGGUAUCAGUCUCUGGAGACAACAUGGUGGAGUGUCAACUAGAAACACACAACAACAAGAUGGUUACUUUCAAGUUCGAUGUCGAUGGUGAUGCACCUGAAGAUAUUGCAGACUAUAUGGUUGAAGAUAACUUUGUGCUGGAAAAUGAGAAAGAAAAAUUUGUAGAAGAAUUGAGGGCUAUUGUAGGUCAAGCCCAAGAGAUCCUUCAUGUCCACUCAGCUGCAGAAAAAUCUAUUGGUGUUGACUCUGUUGCCUUGGAAUCCAAUAGUAACCAAACAGGAUCAUCUGAACAAGUACUGAUAAAUUCUACAUCUACUCAAACCAGCAAUGAAUCAGUUCCUCAGUCAUCCCCAGUUGGUCGGUGGCGGUUUUGUAUCAACCAAACUAUAAAACAUCGUGAUGCACAGUCUCCUCCUUCCCUUCAGCCUUCUGUGGCUACAGUUCCUGGGUUACAUCCAUUUCCUAGUUCAAGAAACACAAGUAAUCAGGAAAUAUCACAGGACACAUUGUUCACUAUAGAGAAUAAUCCAGGCCAGCAUGUAAUUUUCACCUCUAAAUCAGAACACAAGGAUGUGGUUGAUGCUAAUAUUUCUGAAUGUGCUAGUGGAGAAACUGAGCAGCCAACUAUUCUCUAUCAAGUGGAAGAUGACAGACAGAUAAGGGCACCAGCUAUUGAUCAUUCCAAUGAUUCUACUACUUUGGUAUGUCCAGUUUCAGUUGAAUGUGAGGCACUCACCAGCCAAGCAGGCAUAUUCAUACCUACCCAUCCAUGUCAGCAAGCUGCUGUUCUGGCUGAUGUGCUUAUGGCCCAUCCUGGUGAAUCGGUUCAGAUUGGUGAUAAUGUUCUAACUUCAGCAUUUGUAUCUUCUGAUCAAAAGCCUCAACAAACUGUAGAUGCAGAGUUCAUUUCCCAAGAAGUAAAAACUACAGUGAACACUGAAACAAGUUCUCCUAAGGCUGUCCUUGCCACUCAGACUCCUGGCUUUGAACCAGCUACACAUCUUCCUGCUACUGUCCUGGAAUCAGAUGGGGAACGACCUCCAAAAAUGGAGUUUGCAGACAACCGAAUUAAAACGCUGGAUGAAAAAUUAAGAAACCUGCUCUAUCAGGAGCACAGCAUUUCUAGCAUUUAUCCUGAGAGUCAGAAGGAUACUCAAAGCAUAGACUCUCCAUUUUCUUCCUCUGCUGAAGAUACACUAUCCUAUUCAAUGCCAGAAAUCAUAGCUGUCAGUCACUGUGGAAUUCAAGAUAGUCCCACACAAUCCCCGAAUUUCCAACAGACAGGCUCUAAGAUUCCGUCCAAUGCAGCUGCAAGUCAGCCUGCUAAUAUAUCAGUGUUCAAAAGAGACUUGAAUGUGAUAACUUCUGUACCCAGCGAGUUAUGUUUACAUGAGAUGUCCUCAGAUGCUUCACUUCCAGGGGAUCCAGAGGCCUAUCCUGCUGCUGUGUCAAGCGAUGGAACCAUUCAUCUGCAGACAGGAGUGGAAACAGAAGAUAAAAGAUCAGCAGUUGCUUCUGAUUCCAUUCCUCUGCCACGGGAGUUCUCAACUGAUAAUAGGACUUUGAGUAGAUGCAAAGCAAUGAGUGGAUCAUUUCAGCGGGGCCGGUUCCAGGUGAUUACAGUUCCUCAGCAGCAGUCAGUGAAAAUGAUGUCUUUUGGAAAAGAACACAGACCUCCAUUCAAGAAAACAACAGUCCAGUCCAGUGAAGAAGCAGCAGCCUUUGCUGAAACUGCAGUAUCUCAGUUGAUCGAAGUGGAACCUGCCAUGCCCACUCCUAAAGCAUCAGAUUCUUCACGAAAGUUACGAACUCUUUAUGAGACUUUUAAAGAAGAUAAAAGAGAGCCUGAACAAGGUGACAUCUUCUUAUCUUUCAGCACAGCUUGUGAAACCAGUGUGUCUUUAGUGACUACAGAAAAGAACUUGGAAGGAACCUCAACUACAAGAAUUAGUGUGCAUUCUGGGUCUGAACUGUUAGAUAAAGAAAAAGAGGAAUUGACUCCUGGGAAACAGCCAUAUGAAUUUUCAGCCCCUCUUGCUGGUAAUGGAAAGUCAGUGGCAAAAUCUGGUUCAAAGAGUGAUCAGUAUUUACCACUCAGUAAAGAGCAAGCCUAUGUUCAAACACAGAGUUCACUCUUCUAUUCUCCAUCUUCCCCAAUGAGCAGUGAUGAUGAAUCAGAAAUUGAGGACGAGGACUUGAAAGUAGAGCUUCAAAGAUUACGAGAAAAACACAUUCAGGAGGUGGUCAAUCUUCAAACACAGCAGAAUAAAGAGCUGCAGGAGCUCUAUGAACGCCUUCGAGCAACUAAAGAUAGCAAAGUACAAUCUUCAGAGAUUCCUUCAUCACCUGCUUCACCACGUCGGCCAAGAGCUUUCAAAAGUAAACUCCGAAGCCGCCCUCAAUCUUUGACACAUUCAGACAAUGUCAUUGUUGUAAAAGAUGCUCUGUGUGUGGAGAAUAAUACAGUGUCACGCCAACAAUCUUCAGCCAGUAAAAAGGGAAUGUUCACAGAUGAUUUACACAAGUUGGUGGAUGAUUGGACAAAGGAAACAGUAGGAAAUUUUCCUAGUAAGCCAAGUUUAAACCAACUCAAACAGAGCCAACAAAAAUUAGAGACAGAAAACUGGAACAAAGUAUAUGAAAGUACUCCAUCUACUAUGGGCUACACAUCAACAUGGAUAUCUUCUCUCUCCCAAAUUCGUGGAGCUGUCCCAACUUCCUUACCACAAGGACUCCCACUCCCUUCAUUUCCUGGGCCAUUAUCAUCAUACGGAAUGCCCCAUGUUUGUCAGUAUAAUGCUGUAGGGGCCACGGGGUAUCCAGUACAGUGGGUAGGAAUUUCGGGAACAGCACAGCAGUCUGUAGUGGUUCCUGCCCAAUCUGGGGGACUCUUCCAGCCCGGGAUGAAUUUGCAGGCAUUUCCAGCUUCACCAAUACAGAAUCCGGCAUCAAUCCCUCCUGGUCCUAAAUGAAUCCAAAUAGAUGCUGAAACAAGGGGAGAGGACUUUCAUCAAAACACCUAUGAUACUAAACUUUCUUCUUGAGUUCUGCCAUAUUUUCUCUCAUUUGAGCCCACUUUCAACUGUGUUUUUUGUUGUUCCAAUGUGAUAUUUGGUACAGCUCAUCAUUCUGUAGUAAUGUGCACUUUGCACAUAGAAUACUCCACACAAAUGUUUUUCACUUCAAAUCCUAUCCUCUUUGAUACUUGAUUUUUAAAAAAUACUGUUCAGAAUGCUUUAAUAAGCUCAGUUUGAGUGUUACCAUUUCCAGGACACUUUCAUGUGUUGCUGAGAAGCUCUCGCCCCACUUUUUUAUGCUGCUACCAGCAGUUGUAUAAUACUUUUCUUUAAAGUGUGUAAAAACUAUGUAGAUUGGUUCUCCCCAAAUGUGGAUGAGGUAAGACUCUCCAAUCGCCAGUCUUGUGGGAUUUGUCACAACUGUCUUGGGUUUACUUUUCACAGAAGGCAGUAAGUAACUGGCUGCAGGAAAUGUUUUGAUGUAUAACUUUAGUAUCCUUUUGUCAAGCAGUACAGAACAUGAGUGUUUUUAAUGUGAUUUUCUUCCCGUCAUCACAGCAGUCGGAGUAAGGGGUUGUUUUAGGUGAGGCGGAGGGAAAGAAAAAAUCAGAACUGUAACAGUUCCUUGAACCUACAGCUACUAGAGCUGCUUUUGGGUUCCAGUAAUAACCCAAAGCAGCCAUCUUUUCUCAUGUGCACACUGCUUUGGUUUUGAGCAUCUGAGAGGCACUGACUUGGCUUGCAUUCUUUUGCUAGGUAUUGCAGCUGAUGUGAAUCUCAUUUGGGGUAAUCCUUGUAAUCCUAAACAAGGAGAUUCGGGUUAACACUUCUGUCAAUCCAUUCUUCUAAAGUGAAAUGUACUUGACACAUUAGGGUUUGUAGCUUUUGAGACUUUUACAUAAAACACUGGCUUUACAGGGUUCUAAGAAAUGUAGGAUACACACCAUCCUGCAGUGAAAUAGUACACCCUAGGAUGAUAUUAUUUAAAUUGCCUUUAACCUUUUUUGAUGACAGUUUUUUGGUUGUUAUAAUUUCUUACUAAUAUCUAUAGUCUUAGACCAUUUUAGAUGUUAGAUGUUAGAUGUGUUUGUCAGCCUCUUGAAAAUUUGAGAGAAUUCACUGUCAAGUUGCACUUUACUGGGUUUUAUCCAGUUUUAGGAGGAAAGGAGGCAGUGUCAAAAUGUACGCCUUUGGUUUUUAGGAAGGUUAACUUCAGUAAUCUUAAAGGCUAGUCACAGGGUUACCUAAUAUUCAGUCUGUGAAACCCAAAUAGAAUUCUUACAUGCUAUAUUAUCAGCUACUAAAUACACAUGUUCAAGUGACUUAACAUUCACUGAAGCUUUGAAAGUCGUUUCUAAUACGUUUUUCUAUUUAAGAAUUCUCUUGGUAACCAUUCCAAAUUGUGUUCAAUGUUUCUGUUAACAGAUUUUCCUCCAUAUUCCUCUAAAAAUCUUACCCCAUGGGCUUGCCGGGAAGCUAGAAGAACUUUUCUUUUUAUUUCAUACAGUACACUUUAUGACAGUCAGUACACUUUUUAAGAAGUUGUCUUAUAUUACUUACCUAAAUAUCACACCCACCAUCACAUUUUUGUCAUGGUUACUGGGGGCAUUCUGUGGAUUGCUAUUGGUAAGAGCCACAAUUCCUUUUCCUAAGACAUCCUGUUUUGGAUGAGUCCAGAUUAUACGCCCCGAUUCCUGAAAUUCCUUCUAUAGUAUUGCUUUGCAAGUUGAAGUGAUUUUUAGGAUGUUAAUGUAGUGCAGUUUCUUGCAUUGCAGUGUUUUCCAUAUGUACAAAACUAUGCUCCUAAAACCCAUAGUUCCUUAAAACUGUCUGUGUUUCAUUAUAAGUUGGUUUUGUAUAAUUAUAUUGAGAUAAACAACCUAUAAGGUGAAAUAGUGCAGGUUUUAAGAUGGGAUCUUCUCUAGUUGCAAUCAUUUUAAACAGUGUACCCCAGAAUGAAAAAAACUCCAUGGGUUACAUACAUGUACAAUCCCAUUUACUAGUGGCUGCUCUACAUAGUAUGUUCUGUGUUUUGUUAAACAUCUCAGUUUUACAUAUAAUUCAUCAUUAUUGUUUGCCUGCAGAUGUUUGCAGUGCCUUGUAAUAUUUAGAAUCUUUUCAGGUUUUGCUGGAAAGAAAAGUCAUCUUCUAAAGUUUGAAGAUGGGGAAUAGUGUACUGCUGUCUCCAUGCUGACUGCAGUAUCUGGGUUAACAUAUAUGUUACAUAUACAUUAUGUAUGUGUAAUGUGUAGAAGUUAAAGCAUACAGAAAAAGGGAGUGUGCAGAAAUGAAGAAAACAAUGUUAUUCACUUUGCUGUGGGGUUUUCUUUACUUUUUCUUAUUUUUUGUUUGAUUCAGAUUAUAGUCACUUUGAUUGUAAAUAUUGGUUAGUUUUCUAGAGGGGGAUUUGUAUUAUUUCUUAAUUUUGCUAAGUUAGAAUAGUGCUGUUUCCAUCCUUGCCUGAAAUACUUUUUCUCUCCCAUAAAUGAAUCAGAUAAUGCUCAGAAGUUCUCUUUAACAAAGAGCCUAGUACAUAUAACAUGCCUUCUGUUCAUUUCUAGAAGUGCAUAUAAUGGGCCUUCUGUUCAUUUCUAGAAAGCACACAAACCUUUUCAUUUUCUUUCUUGUAAUCAACGUAAAGGUUGUACUUAACCACUGUCUUGUGAAGUUUUCUCGGGAGAUAGUCUGUAUGUCCAGCCGCUCUGUUUACUUCUCCAAGUGCACAUCUGAUGAGCAGCAUUGUGUCUUCAUGUAUGGCAACAUAAGCACUCCACCAUGAAGCAUUGCUGUUGUGUCUGUGAAGUUGGGUGUAACAUCCUAAGACUGUGAAACCAUUACUGGUGUAUUCAGUGCAGAUAAACCAUUCAUAUACCUGGAGCAGUCUUGAAUCUAAAAUAAUUUGCUGUAAGUUAACAAAUAUCCCUGCAGUUUUUCAUCUCUUCCUUGCUUCAUAUCAAGCAUACGUUCUAAUAGUUUGACAGGAAAACUUAACUGUGAAAGUUUAAAAGGCACUUCCGCUGUGAUUUUUGGAUUGAGUGUAGAGUGUUUUUCUAAAGUUAUAAUGGAAUGUUUGUCAUCUGAAGACCCCAGAUUUAAUUGCAGUCCAGUUACUUUUGUUUAUCUACCUCGUUUUUCAGUACUGUUUUAGGUGCACAAGUAAAUGUUGCCUGUGAAACUUGCUCUUUUGCUUUGAUUCUUUAUGUUGUUUAGAUUCUCAAUCUGGCUUGCCUUUUCAUCCUAGCACUCACCAUGCAUGUGAGAUGAGAGGAACCAUCAUUCUACCACCAGUCUGUGUUGAAGUGAUGAGAGCCAUAUACCUAAGUGUUACAAAGUUAGGGGAUUGGGGGAUGGAAAGCAAAGAGAGAAAUCAAAUUGGUGGCAAUAUAAGACUUAGUGGUGGGAGUUAGUUUUCAAAUAAACAAAUGCUUCAAAUGUAUUGAAGUGAGAUAGUCCCAGUGCCUGAGGAUGCUUUCUCAUCUCAGCUUCUAAAGGGCUAUGGGUUGAAAUUGCUUUAACUACCACAGUGAAAUACUUGACCUCCUAGGCAGUGACCCAUCUUCAAAAUAUUGCCUGGUAUUUACAGUGACACUUUGUUAUCUUGAAAUGGCAGAAUUCAUUUCAUUUGAAUCAUAAUUGGUAGUAAGGGUUUAGAUAGUUGCUUAUCUAAUCCCUGUAGUCUAUGGAGUUGACUCUCUUUGCUGUAUUUUCUAAGCAUUAAAAAUUCCCUUUCCCCCCUUUAAAAGAACCCAGCAAAUGUUUGUAACUGGAUAUUUCCUGUUUCACAUGUUUACCAUGUAACAGUACAUUUUUAAUAGUAGUAAAUGCUGUAUUUCAGUCAUCGUUUCUAAGUACAUUUCUGAGGUAUAGUUGCCAUCAAUUCAGUUACCUCAUGUUCUGUUUGAUUAAGAAAAAUCUGAGCCUACUGAGGUGGUAUGCAAGCCAUUUUCUAGAAUAGAUUGGUUGGGUUUUUUUAUUGAUAGUUUACCAAGGACUUAUUUUGCCUCCCUUUCUUUAGAAGAUGUAAUAAAAAGGUUUGUAUGUAUAGAAAAGGCUUUUGAUUUGGUAACUAUAAUUCUAGGGUUAAAAUUUUAAAAUCUAAUCCAGAUUAUAAAAUGAAAACACUCAAUCAUAGUAAAAAAUUCUUCUAAGUAAAAUUAGUAUGCAAUUUGUAUGGAGCUGUACUCUCAGGCCACCCUGGAAAUAGUCUUUUUUUGUGUGUGUAUGAAGGAUAAAUUCAAACAUUGAUCCAGGGACCUUGAUGACUAACAUAAAUGGGCCCAAUGUAGUAACCAGGUUAAAGUUCUUUUCACUGAGAUGGUUGAAAGAGUGUACAGAUCAACAGCUCAGAUUCUGGAAGGUUUUCUCUGAAGUAAAACAAUGCAGACUGUUACAAAGCCAGAAGUCAGGCAAGAGGGCAAGGGAAGGACUAAGUUCUGAAGGGACAAUGCUCUAAAAUGCACACUAGUCACCCUUCUAGCUUUUUUACGUUGUAUUUCUUUCGAUAUAAUUUAAGAUUUAAGAUUGAGAUUUGUAGCUCAGAACCCUCAGCAGAUACAGUGGAUAUAGUGAUUGAUGAGAAAGUGCAGUUGAAGGUCUGUCAUGCUCAAUCACUUAAAGCUAUAAUUUGUUUAAUACAAAUAUUAAGCAUGUAGACCUAAUGCAGCAUGGGAGCCACUCAGGAAGUUUAUGCAAUUAAACUUUCAUGCAUAUUUACCAUGAAGUGUGUAGAAUUUCAGCCAAUUCUCAAUACUUAACAUUUAGUUAUAUAUGUGAACUCUCCUUUCUUAAUUCGGGAAUGUAGCAUUAUAUAGAAUGCUGUUCAAUUUAAUUUUAGCCCUUUUAACAUUACCUUUUCUUUUUUUCCUUUUUUUUUUUUUUUUGGUAAGCCAAGUGAUCUACCUUUCAGCAGUUGUCUGGUUUUGAUUCUUCGAAACUGUGAUUUUUAUUUUAAUUUUUACCCAACUAUUGUUAAGUAUUUCGUUUCCUGGAAUUUUGUUUUGAAACAAAAAUAAAGGCUGUGUUUAAUGACUAUGUCACCUUAUUAAAAUUCUGUCAGCUACUGCA